AAUCCAGGGACGUGGCAGACGCUGUACACUCGUGAGAGGGUUCCACAAAUGCACAAAGUUCGGAAUUUAUCAAAUUCACAUCUGACAAUCCAAUAACUUAAAUAAUAUAUUUCAAAUUAAUUCUAUGUCCAACACUUAAAGCUCAAAAUCUGAAGGUCAAAUCUAUCUUACAAAAGCAUGAUUUAUUUCUAAAAUCUAUAUCAAUCUCGAAAUGACUAGCCUUCUAACUCGUCACUUCUUGUGGUUUUCUCGUUUUCGGUUUCGCUUCCUGAAAUGGUGGACAAGGAAAAACUAUGAGAUAAACUCCAGUAAGUAAAUUAUGGAGUGCCCCUUAUUAAACUUAUAGUAUGCCAACAAGUGCAAUCACGAAAAACGGAUACAGUACGGGAACAAAAUAGACGUCUCCUCUAUAGGUCAUGGCCAGUGUUAUAAACCUCCCACUGGCAGGCUACACUAUUUGCUGGUGUAUAAUCUCCACUUGCAGGGUCACUCGAAUGAACCGGUUCUAUCAAUAAUAUGUCAACAUGUGC
Messenger RNA from Rubroshorea leprosula, 530 nucleotides. The record is from the annotation of a GenBank genome assembly. NCBI's taxonomy places the organism in Eukaryota, Viridiplantae, Streptophyta, Magnoliopsida, Malvales, Dipterocarpaceae.